AUGCUUAUUUGCGCUUUUACGAAGGGGAAUGAGCUGACAAGAUGUUGCAGCGGUGGCGCUCGUCACUUCCUACAGCACUCCAAGUGUUCACAGAUUCGGACUGAGGGUUCCAAAGUAUCUUGUAGACGAGCGGCUUCUAUAUGUUGCCUUCGAGCAUUGCUGGACAGGAGUUGUGAACAGGGUACUAAAAUGGCACAAGGAGGCAGUUGCGCUACUACUCUUCGGAUGGUUGGAGAAGGAAUUCGUAAGGAGUGUUGCGAAUGCUGUAUGUUGGCAAGGGAAUUAAGUCGACAACAUCUGCAAUGUGUAGCUCCAGUUGGAUUUGGUACUGCUUGUUUGAAGUCGUUUAACACGUGCUGUACACCAACCACUCGAAGCUUUUUUUACACUCGACGUCGACCGGAAUCAAUGGAUCUUCGGAUCGAAGAUCGAUGUAAAACAGCAAAAUGCACUCAUUUUUGUAAUGACAGAGGUGGCGACGACGUCGAAUGCAGUUGCCGGACCGGUUUUAGCUUGGCACCGGACGGUUUCACCUGUGUCGAUGUUGAUGAAUGCCUGUUGUUGCUUGAUAACUGUCUGGAAGGACAACUCUGCCUCAACACUCCCGGAUCGUUUAAAUGUAUCCGAACCUUAUCUUGCGGUACGGGAUACGCUUUGAAUAGCGAAACAGAGCAGUGCACCGAUGUUGACGAAUGCGCUUUGGGCUCUCACGAUUGCGGUCCACUGUAUCAUUGCAGGAAUACACAAGGCAGCUACCGCUGUGAUCCAAAAACUUGUCCAGAGGGUCAGAUAAUGAACUCGAUAACAGGAGAAUGUUCAGUCAUUGAUUGCCCUCUCGGAUAUGAACCUUCUGAAAAUGGUUAUGUCAACGAGUGCAAAAUUGUUGGACGAUGUCAGCAAUAUGAAGAAUGCAUUAAUACUCCAGGCUCGUACAGGUGCCAGGAAAGGGGAAAUCUUUGCACAAGUGGUUAUCGUAUGGACAGAAAUACCGGUUUCUGCAUGGAUAUUGACGAAUGUGCCGAAGGUACGCACACUUGUGAGGACAAGCCAUGCAUCAACCUUUAUGGGACUUAUAAGUGUCGCUGUCCAAAUGGAUUCGACUUUAAUGAAACAACGAUGCGAUGUGAGGAUAUAGACGAAUGUGUGCGAUACGCUGGCCAUGUUUGUUCACCUCAAGCCAGUUGCGAGAACACUUUCGGUUCAUUUCGGUGUCACUGUGGCGCUGGAUUCAAGCUUGCAAAAGACGGCAGAAACUGUGAAGAUAUCGACGAGUGCGCCUUGGGUAUUGCCAAAUGCGCUCAGCGUUGCGUUAAUAUCCCAGGGUCUUAUCAAUGCAUAUGCGACAGAGGUUAUCAACUGGGAAGAGAUGGGGCCACAUGUGAAGACACUGACGAAUGCGCAUUAUGGGCUGGAAUGAGUGACCUGUGUAUGGGUGGGUGCAUAAAUACACCCGGAUCUUUUAAAUGUGAUUGUCCGGAUGGUUAUGAGCUUCAGUCGGAUGGACGAACCUGUCUGGAUAUUGAUGAGUGCCAAAGAGGAGAGUGUCAGGGAAAUGAGAAAAUCUGUGUGAACACAUUGGGAAGUUUCAAGUGCCAUCGUAUUAAAUGCCCACUAAACUAUGCGCACGACAAAAACUACAAGAACCGUUGUAAUCGUGAACGAGGUGCAUGCGAUGGCUUGUCAGAAUCUGCAUGUAAGAAUAUGCCGUUACAUAUCACUUGGCAAUACAUAGCAAUUCCUCGUUUAAUACCGCUGUCAGAUCAGCAAACAUCUAUUACGUUGUUUACCAUCAAAGGACCGACAAAUCCGGUGACCACCGCACAAUUUGAAUUGAACCUAAGAAGGACAAAAACAGUUUUAGAAAACAGUACCAUUAUGCCAGCUGUUCGAAGUAAUUUUCUGUUGCAAAAAGGUGACGCGAUCAACUCAGCAAUUGUUGCAAUUCGAGAUUCACUUGAUGGGCCACAAGAAGUGCAUCUGGAACUGGUUUCACGCCUUAGUAUCAAUGAUAAAUUUUAUGGCAAAUUUACUGCAAAUUUGAUCAUUUAUGUUGGAGCCCAUAGACGUCAGAAACACAUGCAAAUUUAA
Messenger RNA from Enterobius vermicularis (human pinworm), 2088 nucleotides. The record is from the annotation of a GenBank genome assembly. Lineage: Eukaryota; Metazoa; Nematoda; Chromadorea; Rhabditida; Oxyuridae.